Molecule: messenger RNA, 1503 nt
Organism: Alternaria arborescens
Lineage: Eukaryota; Fungi; Ascomycota; Dothideomycetes; Pleosporales; Pleosporaceae
Exons: 1
Coding region: 1-1503 (500 amino acids)
Source: RefSeq, a predicted model, not a curated record
AUGUUAGACGAUGUCUCUACAAACAAUGUGGGAACAGAAUUGGGAGCGAGUCGAUGGUUUACCCGCGGCUGGACGCUACAGGAGCUGAUCGCACCCCCAGAAGUGAUCUUCUACGAUCGAAAUUGGAUACAACUAGGAACUCGGCAAGAUCUUGCAGCUUCUAUCUCCGAAACUACCCUAAUCGACGAAAUGGUUCUAUAUCAUGGUAUAGCGAGCUUUGGCAGUCGACACAAACCGCCGACGCAAGCGCCUCGUUUGGAUCAAUUCUGCAUUGCCAAGAAGAUGUCCUGGGCAUCAUUACGUAAGACUACUCGAGAAGAGGAUAUAGCUUAUUGCCUGCUCGGAAUAUUUGAGCUCAAUAUGCCACUUUUGUAUGGAGAGGGUGGACGAGCCUUCGUUCGACUCCAAGAAGAGCUCUUGCACCGGACAGAUGAUGACUCAAUCUUAGCUUGGAGUCUAAGCACUGAAUUCCAAUCCUGCCCGAAUGUGCAGCCUACGUCGUAUUCAUCCGCAAGAUUCACCGAUCUUCUAGCAGCAUCGCCGGAGAGUUUUCGGUAUUCUAUGAACCUCGAACGAACCCUUGGAUCAACUAUACCGUUUUCUAAGAGUAAUAUCGGUCUACACAUCCAUCUUCCUACUUUACCUAUCAAGAUGCGAUCAACAAGGGGCAUUGUGGCGGGGUUGAUAAGGGUUCUCCGAUGCGUCCGCAGCACACUAGACGAGAGGAAGCAGGGAAACAUGCUCGGUAUACUCCUUUUCCCUCUAGACCCGCCGCACGCGAGAGUUGCGAAUAGACGAUUGGCACGAAGAGCUUAUCGUCAUCAAGGAAAAGACUGGGGGACGGUGCCAGUAGACGUUGGAGAUCUGAUUCGGUCGAAAGUUGAAGCUGUUAUCCUCAUGAGCAAUGGCCCGACUUUGCUCCAUGAUGGGCGUGCCAAAGAGCAGGCACUGCGAGGGAAGAAUGAGUGUUUCAUCGUUAGCCCAUCGCCUACCCUAGGUAGCAUGCUCUACCAUUUUACACAUGCUAAAAGUUGGCUUUCUUACGAUUGUCUUCGCUCAACCCCUAGCGAGGAUAUAGAACUCAAGUCAGGAAGCUAUACAUUCGUCAAUCACAACUUUUCGACGAACGUCUUGUUCAUGACAUUCGAAAACUGGUCGGAGCCUCACCAUAAAGCCUUCACGGUUGCUAUCGAUUUAUACUCCGGGCUUACCGGUGUUUGGGAUGUUUCACUCCGAUACGUUGCUAAUGAUAACUUGGUCAGCUACUGCUGGCUCGCGCGGCAAGGUCCAGAAAUAUGUUGCUAUAUCAAGGGCAAGCUAGUCACAUACUACCAUAGCAACCCUUUCAGUAUCACCGUUAAGUUGCUUGAAACGAAGGUUAUCCACGAAUGGCGAAUACACAAGAUUGAUAUCGAGGUCGACACCGAGAGUGAGGUCGAUGUGCCACAGUGUUCGCCCGAGGCGGAUUUGACUGAGCCAUUUUCAUCCUUUCAAAUCGAUUGA